This is a messenger RNA of Ochotona princeps (American pika), 2240 nucleotides long. RefSeq names its product nexilin F-actin binding protein (gene NEXN). The transcript is spliced from 14 exons. Lineage: Eukaryota; Metazoa; Chordata; Mammalia; Lagomorpha; Ochotonidae. Gene Ontology annotation, biological process: mitochondrial fusion. Bases 84 to 2114 code for a protein of 676 amino acids. The record is from RefSeq and is a predicted model, not a curated record.
CCGUGCACCUCGACUUGUCGUCAGCUCCUGGCAGGUGCAAAAAUAUACAAAGCUUCAUCAACCCAAGAACACAUAGAGCAAACAUGAAUGACAUUUCCCAAAAGGCUGAGAUUCUGCUUUCUUCAUCUAAGCCUGUCCAAAAAACUUAUGUGCCCAAACUUGGCAAGGGGGAUGUAAAGGACAAGUUUGAAGCCAUGCAGAGAGCCAGGGAAGAAAGAAACCAAAGGAGAUCUAGAGACGAAAAGCAAAGAAGAAAAGAGCAAUAUACUAGAGAGAGAGAAUGGAACAGGAGAAAGCAGGAGAUGAAAGAAAUGCUUGCCUCUGAUGAUGAGGAUGAGGUCUCCUCUAGAGUAGAAAAGGCUUAUGUUCCAAAGCUAACAGGAACUGUUAAAGGUAGAUUUGCUGAAAUGGAGAAACAAAGGCAAGAGGAACAAAGGAAGAGAACAGAGGAGGAACGGAAACGCAGAAUUGAGCAGGAUCUGCUGGAAAAGAGGAAGAUACAGCGGGAAUUAGCAAAAAGGGCUGAGCAGAUUGAGGACAUAAACAAUACUGGAACUGAAUCAGCAUCAGAGGAAGGCGAUGAUUCACUACUUAUAACAGUGGUACCUGUCAAAUCAUACAAAACAUCUGGAAAAAUAAUAAAAAGUUUUGAGGACUUAGAAAAAGAACGAGAAGAGAAAGAAAGGCUCAAACAUGAAGAAGAUAAACGAAUAAGAUAUGAAGAAGAACGGAGGUCUCUCAAGGAAGCAAAGUGCCUUUCCCUGGUCAUGGAUGAUGGAAUGGGAAAUGAGACAAAAAAAGAAUCACUGUCUCCUGGAAAACUGAAACUAACUUUUGAAGAACUGGAGCGACAAAGACAACAAAACCGAAAGAAGCAAGCUGAAGAGGAAGCAAGACAACGUUUAGAAGACGAGAAGCGUGCUUUCGAGGAAGCAAGGCGGCAAAUGACAAAUGAAGAGGAAGAAAACCAAGACACAGAGAAAAGUUUUAAAGGAUACCGCCCUGGUAAACUCAAACUUAGUUUUGAAGAAAUAGAAAGGCAAAGAAGAGAAGAAGAAAGAAGGAAAGCAGAAGAAGAAGCAAGAAGAAGGAUAGAGGAAGAAAAGAAGGCAUUUGCUGAGGCAAGAAGAAGCAUGGUUGUUGAUGAUGAUUCCCCAGACAUAUAUAAAACAAUUUCUCAAGAAUCUCUUACACCUGGAAAACUGGAAAUUAAUUUUGAAGAAUUGCUAAAACAAAAAAUGGAAGAAGAGAAACGACGAACAGAAGAGGAACGGAAGCAUAAGCUAGAGAUGGAGAAACAGGAAUUUGAACAAUUGAGACAAGAAAUGGGAGAGCAAGAGGAAGAAACUGAAACUUUUGAAUUGAGUCGAGAAUAUGAAGAAUUAAUAAAAUUAAAAAGGAGUGGCUCUAUUCAAGCCAGAAGUCUAAAAAGCAAGUUUGAGAAAAUAGGACAGUUGUCUGAAAAAGAAAUACAGAAGAAGAUAGAAGAAGAACGAGCAAGAAGGAGGGCAAUUGACCUUGAAAUUAAAGAACGAGAAGCAGAAAAUUUUCAUGAGGAAGAGGAUGUUGAUGUAAAACCUGCUAAGAAAAGUGAGGCUCCAUUUACUCACAAGGUAAAUAUGAAAGCUAGAUUUGAGCGAAUGGCUAAGGCAAGAGAAGAAGAAGAACAAAGAAGAAUCGAAGAACAAAAAUUACUCCGCAUGCAGUUUGAACAAAAGGAAAUUGACGCGGCACUACAAAAGAAAAGAGAUGAAGAGGAAGAGGAGGAUGGCAGCAUCACAAAUGGCUCUACUGUUGAAGAUGAAGAGCAAACCAGAUCAGGAGCUCCUUGGUUCAAGAAGCCUCUAAAAAACACAUCUGUGGUAGACAGUGAGCCAGUUAGAUUUACUGUGAAAGUAACAGGAGAACCCAAACCAGAAGUUACAUGGUGGUUUGAAGGAGAAAUAUUGCAGGAUGGAGAAGACUAUCAAUAUAUUGAAAGAGGAGAAACUUACUGCCUUUACUUACCAGAAACUUUCCCCGAAGACGGAGGCGAAUAUAUGUGUAAAGCAGUGAACAGCAAAGGUUCUGCCGCUAGCACCUGUAUUCUUACCAUUGAAACUGACGACUACUAGCUCCUCCACCCUCCAAACUUUCUCUCACUCCAACUUUCUUACUGCAUUUAUCCUUUCUGUGGUGGGGCCAUAAAAAGGAAACCAGAAGUGCCACUAUGUUGCCGACUUCCUUUUUUGUAACUCUUC